AUGGGAUGGACAACUCGAGGUACCGGUCGCAGCUACGACAGCCUGAGUGGCAACGCAGUUCUCAUUGGCCUAUUCAGCAAAAAAAUAAUCGCUUACAUAGCGGAGAACCGAAAAUGUAAGAAGUGCGAUGCGGGGCAUUCCCAACAGGACCAUGAUUGCAGAAAAAAUUGUGCUGGAACAGCCAAAGGGAUGGAGCCCAAGGCUGCGGUUGAAAUGACCGUGCGAAAUCCGAUUUUCAAAAAGAAUAAAAUACAAGUUGGAUUGAUUGUAGCUGACAAUGACAGUACUGCUAUUGCAGCAAUUCGAAAAUCGAGCAAUCACGAAGUCGUGAAACAAUGUGAUAAAAAUCACACCAGCAAGGGUGUUGUGAAUGAAUUGUACAGGCUGAAAGGAAAAUACAAGGAACUGACCGUGGACACCAUAACAUAUCUACAGCGCUGUUUUUCAUAUUGCAUAUCUCAAAAUCAAGGAAAUAUUCAGGAGAUGGCCCGAGCAAUACGGAAUAUCCCGUACCAUUGCUUCAAUCGACAUACCAACUGUGGGAAUUGGUGUACUUUUAAAGAACAUCCGGAGAUUUAUCGACACGCGAAUAUUAAUGACGGCUUCCACGAUGAGAGUUUGUUUGAAUCCUUGCGAAAUUUAUUUGACAUACUCGCAAGCAAAGCAAGUAGUUUCGCUGCUGGUGUUUCCAGCAAUGCGAAUGAAAGCUUUAAUGCGAUGCAUGUCAGUAAGGCGCCUAAGUCACGCGUGUAUGGCAUGUCACAAUCGGGUGAUAUGAGGCUGGCAUGUGCAGUCCUAAAAAAAAAUGUCGGGGAGGAAUAUGUCGUGAAGCUUACCGAGAAGCUAUCGUUGUCUCCUGGGAAAUACACUGAACAUUAUGCAAAUAAUGAAACCUCCAAGGCAAAAAGAAGGUAUCAGUCCGCUAUAACUCCGCAAUUUAAAAGACGUCGACUGUUUCUCAAAAAACAGAAAACUAUGUUACGGCACCAAACCGAAUCUUUAGAAGGAGUAACGUAUAAAAGGAACAUCGAUCUUUUCAAACCUCACAAUGCUCGAUCAGAUUCCUCCACGAUUGAUAAAGAAUCUUCUGAGGUUAUAAUCUUUUUUGACUUGGAAACGGGAGGUCUUGCUAAAACCGCAGACAUUCUUCAGAUAGCUGCAAUAUGCGGUAAUUCGUCUUUUUCCGUCUACAUACAACCAACACAGAAAAUUGAUCAACGGGCGAGUGCCAUUAACGGAUUGCGGAUUGUUAACGAGCAUCUCGAUUAUCGUGGGCAGAUAAUUCCAACAGUACCUUUAUCGUCAGGCAUGCAAGAAUUUUAUGCUUUUCUACAAAAGUUCGAAAGAAAAUGUGUUUUAACCGCACAUAAUUGUGAAUUUGAUUCCUCCAGAUUGUUAAUUGCUAUCGAAAAAACGAACAUGACAGAUGAAUUCGAAACAGUCGUGCAUGGGUUUUGCGAUACACUAGCAAUAACAAGAAGAAUGCCUGGAUCGAGUGCAAGAGGAAAUAAAUUAUCAGAAUUGGCAAAAUAUUAUAACAUCCAGUCGAAUGAUGCCCACAAUGCCGCUGCUGACGUUGCCAUGCUUGAAGCGGUUAUCAAAAAAUUGAAUGUUUCUGAUGAGAUAUUGAUCAAGUCUGCCGUAACGUGGAAAAAAGUUAUUGAAAAAAAAGAUUUUCUCAGACGAUUGCCAAAGGAGAUGAUGAGACUUGAUAAGAUAAAAGACUGUACAUCGUUGGGCACACGGAAAAAAAUGGUUGCAGCUGGAAUUACACUCGAGAUGAUUAAAUGCGCCUACGACGAAAAUAAAAUUUUCGGACUGAUCAAUCUCUUGGGCGAAGAUGAGAACGGGAUUUUGUGGGUCACGAAAUCGCGCAAAAUCGUUCAAAAAAUUUACGAUUUUCUAAGUCUUACUUAG
This is a messenger RNA of Venturia canescens, 1917 nucleotides long. RefSeq lists its product as uncharacterized. Bases 1 to 1917 code for a protein of 638 amino acids. NCBI's taxonomy places the organism in Eukaryota, Metazoa, Arthropoda, Insecta, Hymenoptera, Ichneumonidae. The transcript has a single exon. Gene Ontology annotation, molecular function: 3'-5' exonuclease activity; nucleic acid binding. The record is from RefSeq and is a predicted model, not a curated record.